Molecule: messenger RNA, 20707 nt
Organism: Pocillopora meandrina
Lineage: Eukaryota; Metazoa; Cnidaria; Anthozoa; Scleractinia; Pocilloporidae
Source: the annotation of a GenBank genome assembly
CCACUCGUUAAAACAAGAUAUAAAUAACCCACCAGGGGUAUUAUAUAAAGGCCGAUGUUUUUGCAGAUAAUCUCAUCUAACGCUGUGUCUCAUCUAACGCUGGGAAAGUCUUGGUUGCAUCUUUUACUUGUGACAGGCCAAUCUUUACCUUUUGAGGUAACUGCAAUAGUUUUUCCUUUGUUACUUAAGAAAGAGACGGUUAAAUCUUUAAUUUUGCGAUCGAACGGCCACUCGGUUUACUUCCUCUUUAAUUUCUCUUACCACUGGGAUAUUUUCUUGAGUUAACAAACACUUGGGACCUUGCAUCUGGUGAGAAUAUCAUCGCUUAUUCAAUCCUUUCUGAACACAAUUGAAAUCGAUAUUCGGAGAACAUGCCUGUACAGUAGGUACAACUUUGUUAGGAAUGUUCAUACCUCAUCUCAAAUCUCUUGCACUAUUUAUGCAUGUGCAAGUUCGUGGGCAUUAGUCAUAAGUGAAGUUUGUCUCCUUCUUGAGCUUUUUUUUUGGUCAUUUUAGAACAGUUACUGCGAUCGAUUUUUCUCCUCCGAUCCUCAGAAGAUUGAUCGAUUCGAAACAAAGAUACUUUCGUUAUGCGUGAGCCAAAUUGAACAUCCGCCGAACGUGCAUUGAAUGGUGCGUUCGUCCGAAAAGUUGAGUCGGUUAUUUUGAAUCCUAUAGAUAAUGAGACGCCUUGUGCACCGAUAAAUUUAAAGCAGGAACGACUGUGGACUUUUUUCAGCAGACGGUAUUGUUUUCAGACUGCCUAAAUUACUCCAAGGUAAAUCAUUAACUACUAUUACGCAUAACUGGCCACGCGCACUAAGAUAUGUUCACGAGGAAAUGCGAGGCUCUUGGACAAAGUAACAGCGUUUCAAUCCAGAGUUUAAAGGAGGGCGCUUGGAACAAUAAAACUAAUUUUACAAAAAAGGUACCAAAGAAAAACCGGAAACGGCUAUGACGCGAGUAUAAGUACGAACCGAUGGCCGGAGGAAAAAUUAUGGAGGACUUUUACGCAACACUUGGUAACAUGAAGACUUGACCUUUGUUGAAUGCGAGGAUAUCUUUGGUUUGUAAGAAGUAUCCGGAGGCUUUGAUUUGAAAUGAACAGAAAAUAUUGUGUAAAUCACUGAUAAGAAAAUUGCUGCUCCAACAUGAAGGGGUGGAUUCUUAGCGGGAAUAUAGAGGAAGACUUCCUGUGCUUACGUAAAUGAUAUAUCUCGAGGUAGAGUCACAACAAAGAAGUCGCUUGCCUUUAAUACAAAGUCCGACAUCUAUCAUAACAGCCGGUAUCCAUGGUUACUCAUUAAACAUCUGUCACAUUCAUGACGUCACCUCGUAACAGUCAGCUGACCUUUAUACUUAUUCGCCACUCCCUAAAAAUGAUAUAAAUACGGCAAUCCUCUCACCUGGAGUAAUGUAUAUCAAGAUAGAUCUGCAAACGUAUAAGGAGUGAUAUAACGCUGGGAAAGUCGUGUUUGCAUCCCUUACUUGUGACGGGCGAAUUUUCCCCUUUUCAGGUAACCAUUAUAGUUUUUCUCUUUUCUCAUAAGAAAGAGUAGGCUAAAACUUUCACUUUGUUAUUUAAUAUCGUCUUAGUCAACUUCCGCUUUCACUUGCCUCUAAGUCAUUUUCUUGAGUUAACAAAAAUUCGCAACCUUGCAUUUGACGAGAAUAUUAUCACCUAUUGAAUCCUUUUUAAACAAAAAUCAGCAAUUUACAUAAAAUGUUGGCCUAAACGGUAGGUGCGAGUUUGGUAAGAAUUUUCACGCAUAAUAUCACCUUUUACCGCAAGAAGCCUUCACAAAUAAAGAAGUUAAUAGAACUAAUAAGAGAUAAAAAGGAUAAAGUGGAUCUGUGAAUGUGUCGAUAGUGUCAGCGUUGGCAUUUAUAAUGAGUUGUGAACUAGGAAGUUGUUCUGUUGUCACAGAAUUGAAGGAUUUUGAUUCUUGUUGGUCCGUAACGCAGUUGUCUUUUGUCACGUGUUGACCUUUGUUCGUUAUAUCGGGAUAUAUUAUACGUUUGGGCUUCUGUUUUGUGUUAGCUGUAACGAGGAUUUCUUUAUAUCGAGGUUCUUUCCCCAUACAUUUUACGGUAACUUUGGCCGGGCUAAAGAGUAUCGUUCGUUUUACAGAGGACUUCGUUAUAGAGAGGUUCAUUAAAUCGAGGUUCUACUGUAUUACAAAGUAGAGUCAUAACACAAUAGUCACGUGCCUUUUCGUUGAAGGCGAAGAUAUUUUUAGUUUGUAAUAAGUUUCCCCAAGAGCUAACAUGUCAAUUAAAGUUGUCAUUUUGCAACCAAGAAUGCAAUAAGAUUUUAAAUGCGGAAGCUUAAUCGGAUGUCCAUCCAGCGGACAAAAUCGUGUAUUUCGGCCGAUUUGUUAUGGCAGUUUAUCGAUCCUAGAAAAUUGAUAGCCUCCAGAUCGGCGAAAUUCAAAAAGCACGUUUUCUAAGAAUUUUCCUUCGAACUAUGAAGUUUGAUCAUUUCAGUGUGUUUAAGGUAUGCCAAGUUAUUGUUAUCUACGGACACACGUAGAUGACAACUGGACAAAACAUGUCCACGCAUGGAAACACGGGCGGGUUCUAACAAAGCAUUUUUUCUAAGCUUUAUUUUCAUUUCGAUUUUGGGGUUUUAAAAGAGGGCAGGACUAAUUAAAAACAUCGCUCACGUUAAUUUUAAAAGUUUUUAAAGCGAAAAAUUUACAACCAUGUGAUACAGUGCAUUGUAGUACAUGAAAUGUUUCUGAGACAGAUCACCUUACUUUAGUUUCGUAUUCGUUAAAUAUCAAGUUUUUUCUCUUUUUGUUGGCUAUUUGCACAGGAAAGAGAGUCAGCUGCAUCUCCUAAUGAUAAAGGGUGAAGAAGUGUUUUAAAGCGGUUAUGUACUUGUAUUUACCUUUUCUAGACCCUUUAAAUUUCAAAGAAAGCCAUUUUCUUCUUUGUCAAGAGUGACUAAGAAUGUGAUUUUUAAUCAGCUAGCAAUGAUGAAGAAUGUCUUCAUUAAAGAAAGUUGCCAGUUUUUCACAUGGCUCAAUUUACGUGAAUUCUCAAACAAAUUUUCUUGUACUGAGAGUUCUUAGGGCCAUUUCCUGUUCAGUAUGGAUAUCAAGCAAUUUUCAUGGGUUCUUAAUCAUAUGUAUGGGCAACUGAAAAAUUUGAUAAACUUUUAGUAGAUGCUAGAACCAAUGUAUGCAGUUAUUUGACAACUCUCUCUCUUGCAUUCCAUAUCAUACAUAAUUAUGGAUGUCAUUAGAUGUUGGAUUUUUUCGUUAUUCUUCUUAUGGGAAUAAAUCAUGAUGCUCGUUUACUUAAUGAUUGCUUUUUAUUUACAUGGUCAGCUAUGGAACAGUUGGAAGGUGGUGCCAUUCCCAAGAAUAGAAGAAAUGCCAAAAUUUCUAAAAACGUCCAAAUCCUAAAGAAAAAUGAUUUUCAUGAUGCUAAUGGCGGCAUAUGCAUGUCAACACAAAGUGAAAUGUCGAAGAUCAAAAGAUCUGAUCACCUAAAACAGUUCAAGAGAAAUGUGGAAUUUGAUGCAGACAUGUCAGAUGACAUGGUAAAGGAACAUCUCGAGGCAACAUUUCCCUCCUUGAGAGGCAGGAGGUAAGGAAACUUUCAAAUUAUUCAAGUAAUGAACCUAGUGAGAUACACGAUGUAUAAUUUUUAAUCAUCAGCCAUUGCAUUCAGCUUUCAAGUAAAAUUGGCUGAAUUAUUUAAACCAAUGAAAUGUGGAUCCGUCCUUUGGAAUUUGGCUAGAGUGAGGUAACAGAACACAAAUAAUCAGAUAUGAAAAAUGAAAGUGAUAAACAAAAAAUCAAAGACUCAGUUAAUAGUAAUUUCAAUUCCUUUUUUAGAUUUUCUUGUGCAGCUGUUGUUCGAAUUGACAGGGAUCGCUCAAAAUUUGAGCAUUACGGAAAUCCUCGUGUUUGGGAUUCCAAUUUUAUUAGGACCAAGAUAAAAGGAAACUCGACCCUUUACUUAUUGGAGGUAAUUGUCUUCACAACACCUGCAUCCAAGAGAUUUCUGUUAACAGUAGGCAUACUUGAUUUCAAACUAGAUUAUUUGACAUAGUUGCAUGAUUGUACGUACUAUUUUGGAACAUAUUAUUUUAGAACAUCUUUAUUUGUGUGACAUUUCAGUUUAGUCUAGCUUUAACUAUGGAAGCAUGAUGUUACGCAGAGGAAGUUUCUAAAAGGGAUUCAAAAUAGGCUGUGUGAUCUGCUCGACCAGAGUGAGUAACACAGAAAAGUGCUCUUGUUGUUGUCCGCGACUGACGUCCUGACAACAUGAACAGAAGUAUCAUCAGAUAAAGUCAGGAAUUUUUGGUCAGUCGAGCAUUUAUAAAUCUGCUUCUUACGAAAAACUGAUCGACCACAUUUACCGUUAUGUUAUUGGCUGCAAAAUUCAAAUAGCCUACGUCAUCGAAAUGCCAAAACGUCAUGUGAAGUUAUGUACACCCUGCUGGUUUAAAAUGAUAAACUAUCAGUAACAUAUAUGUGUUUGAAACAGUUUUUUCUCCAUUUUUAUUUAGACUUUAGAUUCAGAAAGAGGGGCUGUGACUGGCCUUUGUCCAGGUAACGCCAACGUGAUAGGAAGUUCCUCAUGAUUAUCCAAUGUUUAGCGUUACCCUUAGUUUGAUAUUCAUUUCUUACGGGCUAAGCGCAUGAAUCUUGAGUAAAGAAUUGGUCCAUGCUUAGUGCGUGUAUAUCGAGUCAUGGAUGCGCGCGGGAAGUUUGGAGAGCACGAAAGAAGCGUAAGAGCUGGUUUUAAAAUUCUGAAAUUGUACGGUUUUAAAAUUAAAAUCAUCUGUUGAACAAUAUACUUUUAGGAUGUAUGAACACUUAAAAAUAAUAGCGGAGCUCGCAAAGCGUAGACUCAUAAUUAUACAAAAUAGUAGUAACCCAUCAAGCCAAAAAAAUUUGGGCGUGCGACCGUACGACCGACCGUGCAAGGUGCUACUUUUAACAUGCUUGGUCAAUUGUACCGCGGGCACGCCAACGCCAUGGCUUCGUUCAGUAGUCCAGUGGUCAGUGCACUGGGCUCUGAGUCGGACGACCUGGGUUCUAGUCCUGGCCGGGGCAAGGUGAGACGUGCGGGAAAAUAAAAUGCGAGCUUCGCUUUUAGCCUUGGCUAAUCUAUAUAUUAUCAAAUGUUCGAAAAACGAAUCGAAAAACUUACAAGUUAAUUACAUUUACGAAACCCGUGUGGUAGAUUUACUCGCUUGAAUUCUUGUUUACUAGAAUUAACGACUAGAGAAUUGCGUACCUUUGGGUUGAAAAUUCUUAAAAUUGUACGAUUUCGAAACAUUGAACAACACUUUUAGGACGUAUAAACAAUUCAAAAUAAUAUUUACCUUUAAAUGACGGUUACCCAGCGUCGCAAAGCCUCAGUUAAGGUCAGAAAACUUAGUUUUGUUUGCAGCCAUAACUCGUAUGGCGUUUGGGAAUGAAGUAUCGUCAGCUACAAAACUAAUUUCGUCGCUUGAAAGAACUGCAUGCACAUUGUUUUCGUAACAAGUAUUAUUUAGGAUGUUUUAUUUUCAAUGUGAGCUCCAAAAGGUCUAUCUCAAUCGAGAUAGCGGCUAAACUCAACGGGAACUUCAGCCGAAGCGAAAUUCCACCCGACAUAUGAUGGAUGCACGCCUUGCAGUACAUAGGGAUUUUUACGAUGGUAGCUCCUUAGCCUAAGGAGCUACCAUCGCAGGUAGGCCUUGUGCGCGCUAUGUUACAAUAGUUAAUACCAUCUCUUUUCAUUUAGGUUGUGAUGUUGCCAAUGUUGAUGGUGCCAUUAGUGACGAACAGCAGGUAAGAUGAACAUCUUUCACGCAUCUCAAACGCAGAUCGAGUUGCUGGUAAAAUAUGACAUCUAAUUUUUAAACCGCCUGGGUGAAUGUUCAACUGUUAAGACUUUUUAUGAUAUGAACCGUACAGCCGUCCUUAUCAAGAUUGAGUCCCGCGACAGCAAAGAGCGGGAAAAUCUCUUAAAUUAUUGAAAAUUAUUUUUCCAUUAGGAACGGGCUUUGGUGUUCGUUACCGUCGUGAAAGGGUGGCAGUUGAAUGUAGCCUAUAAGAGCAAAUGUCCGUUCAGUCCUCCGAGACAAAAAAGGAGGCUUUUAGAGAGAAGAGACCUUAAAGGAAAUUGACUAUGUAUGUGCCUAAAACUUCUCAGUGGUGUCCGUUUCAGUUUAAAAUGAAAAGGCUUUUUCCUCUCUUUAGCAACUCAUGAUUUCCAAGUGAAAAUGUUUUAUUCGGCAGAUGCUAAAUGACUCCACAAGCGGAAUCUCAGAAAGUGAUCACGUGGUUUCAGAAGGUUAGCUCUCCACCUUACAUAAUUUACAUUGAGUAAUCUGACAACAGUAAAAGCUUCCUCACUCUGAGGUAAUUUCUUGGUAUUUUUCUGUGUAUCUCGUUCUGCAUGUGGUUGUGCACAGUGACCCACAAUAAGUGCACUGCGCUAAAAGUUUGCCUGUCAUUGAAAACCAUUUGCAAUAAAGUUCGAAUAUAACGCGCACUGUCAUAGGUUGAAAGAGCUGUUCUAUCAGAUUAUAAAAGCCAGAGCUGAGCCGAAGCUGUCACGCCAUCUCCCAAUUUGUACUAUCCGACCAUUUCCUGAACUUCUCUCUAACUCUUUUUUCGUUAAUUGAAAGUGAAAUUUCCGAACAAACAAGCCGUCAAAUAGCAACAAAAGAACCAAACAAGGGUUUGUAAACAUGCCAAGCGCCGUAAUUGACGUUAUUGUAACGUGGGCAGAGACGAAAAUCCUCAAAGAGAAACGAAAUGGACAGUGCGAGUUUGAAGGUUUGUAAGCUUACAUUCGGUGACAAGAAUCAAACACACCCAACACUCAUAUAGUGUAUAUAGUUUCGUGUUCAAAACAAAACAUAAAAAAAGGAAUGAUGGAAAAUAUAGCGAAACCGGCAUAACUUUUAAAAUCCAUACAAACAAUGACGGUGUCAGAGCGACUGUGAUCAUGCUGAGGUCCAUCGCGGCUAGCUCAUCAUGGCGAUCUCCGGUCAUCGCAAUGAAGCAAGCCUCAGAAAUUACAUUGUUCGCUUUCGAAUACACAACUCUGAUAUCCUUUCCGAUGCGUUGAGUGGAAGGCCACAUCAGUCACAGCAGCCGAAUUUUACGGCGCUGUCAUCCCGAGCAAUCUACAUGUUCCUAUGAAUUCGGCUGUCGUUCAUUUAUAAAACACACGCCUUUAGCAGUUUGUCUUUCUACUUUUCAUGCAUAAAAACUUGUGGGUUUUUUUGUAAGCCACAAUGUGGCCGAAUUUUACUGAAAAUUUCCCUUUCAUAUAUUGGGUUAAGACUUAAAAAAAAAAGGCUAAAGUUUUAAAUUCGACCUGCCGGACUAUUUCAGUUUGUGAACCAUUGCACAUUGUGAACUUUGAUGGCUUGUCGACUUUGAUGGUUUGACAUUUUUGACAGCUUUGGUCUUAUUCAACCAAUCAGAUAAUUUGAACCAUUCUAACAAAGAUUCUGAUUGGCUUACUGUAGCGUGUUUUAUGAGGGUAUAGAACAUGCUUACGACGCAGUUUUGUUCGCUUCGAAAAUUAAAAUUCGUUUUGACAGAUUCUUUAUUAUAAAACAAAUAAAGACGCCUUGACUGCGCUCUAUUCUGUUGUAAAGCACUAAGGAAACGGCUCGAGGAAAAACACUCGACUACGUCUCAUGUUUCUCCCUACACUUCUUUCGUGCUCUAGCCGCUUCCUACGUGCUUUACAACAGAACAGAGCACACUCAAGGCUUCUUUUUAUGUUAAUUAAGAGCGAAAAAUGGCAGUUUUUACCUUCAACGAAGUCUGUAACCUACCAUUUUUCGUUGCUAGAUUUCGUACUUUUAGUUUUUCUCGUCACGUUAUGCUGUGCAGGUUUUGAAAAAAGGUUUACAAUGGAAAAGUAUUUUUAUUGUUCCUAUCGAUUUGCACAUUAUAUUGAUUUGGUUAUUUCAAGGAUCGAAACCAAAGGCCCGGUCAACGCAAGCAAAAUUUUUAAAGUAACAACAUGCGACAAUGUUGCAUGCAACGUGUUGCACACGUUUGGUCACCCUGUAUUAGAUGUUGCAACAUGUUGGAUGGUGUUGGAUCAGGUCUAGAAAUGGUCAACCUUUUGUUGCAACAUUUUUGGGUGUUGCAAGAUGUUGUGCGCGUUCGGCCAGCUUCUUUAAAUAUCUCAAAACACAAUUUAACAAUGUUGGCAGAUGUUGCGUUGAAAUGUUGCGUGCGUUUUAGCGGGCCUUAAGAUUUCCUUGUUCUUGAAAUGCUUGUCGUGGACCCAUGAAGAAUAUGAUAACGUUGGAGGAGUUAGGCAGAUUCAAUGCGUAACGUGACCCAGUUCUAUCUCCACUUUUUUAUUUUCGCAUAUUUCAAGUCACCUGGUGUAAAUAGCCAAUCAGAGCCGAAGAGUUAAGAAAAUCUUGGUCAAGCUCUAAACCUAAGAGAUCUCUCGAACAAUUCUUUGUAUAAAGUAAAUUUUGUGUUACUGUGAAACUUACGAACUGAACGGGAAUUUGACUAAUUACCUUUUUUUUAUUUUAAAAAUAGACGAUUUUGCGAGUGGGCUACAGAAUCUGGACACCGUGUACCCUUACGACGUCCAAAUUAAUCCUCAACGGAGCCCUCAAGAGGUAAAAAGAUUUUUCCUCUCAUUUUUAAAUGAGAGGAAAAAUAAAAGAAUAAAUGCAAAAUACUUAAUGCAAACACAAAUUAAUAAUAAUUUAAAGCAUUUAUAUUCGAAGUGGUAUUUUACUCUCAACCUUGGUGACACUUCGACUGAGUGAUGAUUUUUUUUUCCAUUCUAACCGGCAGGGAGGAAGUCCUUGCGUCUUUAAGUUCACACCAAAGCCGUCAUCAAACGUUACAUCAGUUUCUGCUACCUUUGACUCUAUAGGAGAAAUUUCACUGACAAAGUUGCCAAAUGAUGUUGAAUACCUAGGCUUAAUACCAGGUUUGAAUCCGGUUUCACGUUACUUUAUGACUUUGUUAUUGCUUUUCGUGCAAACUUGUCGAACGAAAUGGUUAACUUCUAUGUACAAAAAGCGGGAAAGUAGGAUAAGAGCCUAUCAUAAAUGUGUAAUUUAGUAUUAUCAACUGAGUUGAUAACGUAAAUUGGCCACCGUAAAGAGUUUCAAAGCUGGUGUUUCGAGCGUCAGCGCGAAUGACGAAGGGCUAACGCCCGAAAAGUCGGCUUAGAAACUCUUCACAGUGGCCAAUUCACGUUAUCAACUCAGUUGAUGAAACCAAAUUAUCUGGCUCCUUCCAGGUUCGAAUUCUCUUUUAGAGCUUUACCGUCUCCUUUCUGUCUCUCCAGUCUUUUAUAAAGAUCAUUUCAUUAUUUGCUAUUCACCUGUUACUCAUUCGCUAUCUUCCUCGCCCCCAAAAGGGGAUCCUCAGGCUGCUUAAGAAGGGUCUCCAUCCUUCACGCUCUUUCCACACUCUUCCACAUUUAGCUCAAGCAAGAGAAACCCAUUUUCAACGGUUCUUUGUCUCUCGAUCUUCGAUCUGUCAGGCACCGAGAUAAAGGAGAUUUCUCUUACGCAUGACGUAGGCCUCAAUGGUCCGAUGUCAGAUAACAUUCGUCCUUAAGUAGGUUUACUAGCGGGCUUUUUAUGGGGGGAAGUUGCUUGUCCUCUACCUACCAAUCUGACUAAUUGACAAGGAAACUUUAGGAAUGUUUUAGUCUGAACUCUCCCUCAAGAUCCCUCUAACGUGACGUGCUUAAACCUGCGUAGAGUUUGUACAUCAGCCAACAGUCCAGUCUACGUGGCUUUGAUUACCUGGCCACUCAUGAUGAGGUUUAGCCUAGGGGCCAAUCACGAGUCAGAUAAGAUUUCUAUCAUUUCUAUUAUGCAGUAAUUCGUGGCAUGAGGUGUGGCUUUGUGUUCAGCAGAACCAUCUUAGUCUCACCGAGACUAACCAUCUCACCAGAGAAUUAUAUGUCUUUGUGUCGUUUUGUUUUUUAUUUUGCUUUGGCGCUGCAUAGACGGUCGAUCUUUCCGCCCCAUACCGUGGCUGUCUUGGAAAUGACCUUUGUCCGCACAAGAAAUUUGAUAUUGUAAUCGUAAUCUUAUGACCGGUGUGUAGCUGUGAAGGAAAUAUUUGAAUAAGUUGAAGGUCAUUUUACAGCCGAACUUUGUUGAAAUCACUCGUAUUUGAUCCACAAAAUAUAUCACGGGUGUGAAAUAUCAUUAAUUUAUUAUCUCUUUCUUUUCUGCAGCCUCAAAGGAACCGGGUUGGGUUACUAUCACACUUCGUGCCGUUCAGGGUCGAUACAAACCUGUUUUGGGAAGCACAAGAAUAUAUUACGAAAGACCCCCUCGUGAAGAGUUUCUGGAAGAAAUUGUUUUCAACCUUGACAAACAGAAAGAGUUCUAUGAGACGUUCAUUCAUCGAAGAAGUGGAAACUCUGGAAACCGUGAAAGUGGAGACAGUGGUAAUGGAAAUAGUGGAGGUCGAAACAAGGGAGAUGGAAAACAAAUCAGAGGGGCUUUUGGUGAGUUUAUUUGUGUCAAAUGUCACGGAGUUAUAUUAUAUUUUUGGCGCCAAAAUUCAUAGUACCAUUAGGUGCGUAUAGGAGUCCUGCCUCGUGAUAACGUUAACAAAUUUUUUUUAAGUGCAGAUUUUCUGAAGUAAAGAAAAUUUGGUAAAAACCACUAUCGUGAGAGAUACUUCUUUGCCACUUCGAUAUAUGUUGGGUGACGUACUCUACAUCAUAUAUUCUUGACCAGGACACUUAACAAUAUUGAAGAAAAAAAGUUCAAUAGUCAAUAAAAACCGUUCCACAGUUGAAUUGAUUGCAACAACUUUUACAACAUAGACAGAAAUUCCCUUUGGAGAAAUAUACAGCUAUAGAGAAAUAUAUUUAUAUGCGUGCUUUAGAUGUGAGAAAUAAAAUACCAACAUUUGAUGGCGAUUUUGCUAAGAAUUUUACAAAUAUAUCUGCAGAAAUUUCCAUCGAGAUGUCUAAACCAAAAGCAGUGAAUAAUCAUAUUACAUUUUACUAAGUUACCAGUAGAUCUAUGGAAAUUUCCACACACAUAUCUGGAUCGAUUAUAACUAAACAUCUCACAUUUUUCCAUGUUACUGGAAGAUCUAUGGGAAUUUCUGUGCAUAUGUCUGGAUCAAUUAAACAAUUUAAAAAAGCUUUUUUACAAUUUUUGAAACUAAACUAGUUAGCAGCACUCUGCGAACAGUAGUUGUAAAACUUGUUUAUUCUCCAACGCGUUUCGUCUAACUAUCGUAUGCUUCCUCAGAGAGUUUUAGAAGUUAACACUGAACGUCUGUAUUUAUAAGCCAUAGUUAGCGGCCAUUACGGGGGCCAAUGACAAUAAAGGCUUGGCCGGAUCUGCGAACAGGAACAGGCGAAGUUGUGCAAAGUUUGAAAUUUUUAGGCAAGGUGAGAAAAAAAAAUUGGAGACUACGGUUUUAGCUAAAACUGUGGCCCCCCAAAAACUUAUUUACGCAGAUUAGGUGUUGUUACAGUUUUCCUGUAACACACAAUAUACAAUCGAAGUCUGGCAGAAUAUUAUUGAUAACAUUCUUAACACGGGCGUGACUGCAGUUAUGGCCUGAACACAAGACUGAGGAUGACUCACUUCGUCGAUCAUUGUUGCAAGAGAAAGAGAUGAGUCCUUUACUCAAACCCUGGAGGAAUACACUCCGGGAGGGGAGGCCUAUACGAUGUAUGUGGCCUGGAGUAGAAUGUCUGCCAAAGGUGAUUCUUUAUUUGCGAUUUUCAUUUAAUUUUAAAAAUUUCCAGUUUCCGUUUUGUGUUAAGUCUUGAAUUAGGAAUAAAUAACAGGGCUCAGUAUGGCAAGAUACAUUCUUUGAAUGUUUAAAUUUCUUGUAAACAGCUGCGGUUGGACCGACGGAUGUCAUCGAAAACCCUGGUGGAAUGCACUCCGGUAGGGAGGGCGUAUUCGAUACAUUUGACCUGGAGUAGAAUGUCUGCUAAAGGUGACUCUUUAUUUCAUUGAAGUUUGCCAUCCUUGUUGAAUAGGACCAAGGGUCAGUUGAAGUUUUCUGCCCGUGGAGAGGAGCUUGCACUCGAAAGAGUGGUCAAGGUUGUUGUCCAUGUAAAGCAGCAAAUAAGAAUUGUAACACAAACUGUCCUUGUCACUGACGCUCCUGCAGUGAAGUGACUAAACGUCCGGCAGUCCAAUAUUUUUCCAUAUUUCUCUUCGAAAUCCAAAAUAUUUAUACGAAAAUGUUCUACCUUUAUUUACAAUCCUCCAGUGCUUCCAAGCAGCCAAAAAUUUCGAACUAGAUGUUUUUCGCCAACCCUUUAUACAGAGUACAAAGCCAUUCAAGCGCUUGACACUUAAAAACUUUUCAAUGACACGACCGGACACGGUCCUCCAAUAACUUCAUAUUUCUCCUUGAAAUAUACCAAUUUCCCUCGGAAAAUAUUCUACCUUCAUUUACAAUCCUCAAGUGCUUCUAGAAAGUGAAAAAAUUCGAACGUUGUCCGUUUCGCCGACCCUGAACACAGAGUACGAAGAGAUCCAAGCGUGACACGAAAUUUUUCUUCAGACUCUACCGGACACGGUCUUCGAAUAACUAAACGUCCUGCAGUCUGAUAUUUUUCCAUAUUUCUCUUCGAAAAAUACCAAUUUGGAAAAUAUUUUAUCUUUCUUUAGAAUCCUCACGUGCUUCUAGAAAGUAAAAAGAAAAAUCCAACGUUGUCCUUUUCGCCGUUCGUUUUGGAAACUCAUAUACUUAAGGCAAUACACAGUUAUACACAUUAAAUGUCGUGAAGUUCAACAUCUUGCAGUCCUUUAUUUUCUGUGACAUAGUGCGGUUACUGAAUUCCUGAAGGAACUGAGACAUAACUACUAACUUACAGUUACCUCUAGUUAUUAAAACUUUUAGGAAUUUCAAUGGGUAAUAACUAGUUUGUUUUCUUUUUUAUGUGUUUCAGUAAGUUCCUGCCUAAAAACCAUCCAUUCAAAGGAAGUUAAACUUGUUAUCCGCAUAUGAUGACGAGAAGCCUGUUUCUGGUUUUAAGAGGAUCAGGGUCCAAAGAUAACGACGAGUAGAUAAAUUUUUCAGCAAGACGAGAUGUACUGAGUGGAGAUUUGUAAUCACUUCACCGGAAAAAUCGCUUAAGUGAAAGUUUUGAAUACAUACAUACAUCGAUAGGGUUUCGAUGGGAUUAACCGUUAGCCGUGAAAAGGCAGACAGAUUUAGCCGUUAGGCGUAAAGAUUUAAAAACUUUCACCGUUUAUUGUUGAAGAAUUUUUGCGGAAAUGUUUUUGUUUUGAAAGUAGAGGAAGGAAAUUUACUGUUAGCCGUUGCACGAAGAAAAAAAUAUAACUGGUACUAAGCCGUAAAAGCCAUUACCCUAUUGAGACACUCUUAUCAAAGAAAGUUUGAUGCUUCUUUUUGCCCACAGGAACACAAGUAGAGUAUUACAUAGACGCCUCCAUGGACCUCGUUUAACCUAAAAUGUUUGUAAUUAUUUCGUAUACGUGACCGAGCAUUACAUGGAAAUUUCCAUGGACCUAUUUUUGGCAAGAAUGCUUUUUAAUAUUUUGAAUACUUGAAUGACCAUAACCAACGCACUAGCAAUAGAUUCAAGAGAAGUUUAAUUUCCUGACGACUCGACCGAUCUCUUCUAUUUACACGUCAUUGCCAGUGGUUCCUGGAUGGAACGACUAACUGCAAGAUUGGAAAUAACAUAGGAAAUACAAAUAACAAGAAAUAUGUAUAACAUAGGCAAUACUAAUAUCUUAAGAAAUACGGGACAGUUGAUAAAAGGGCUAUCUACCUGACGAUUUUGGAAUACGGCUGACAUAAGGACGUACUCGCGAAUACAUUUCAAUUCUAGCUCACACCCUUUUUAUUAUCAUGAUCCACGCGAAAGUUAAACUUGUAUGGAUAACCGCGCAGACUGGGGCUAGGAGGGGGAUUGGUUUCUACAAUGAUUGUGACAUGGAAAUUUCUAUAAACCCGUUUUGGGAUAGAAUUUCUGACACCUUUUUUUCACAAAAGCCAGUAUUAAACAGAAAAUUCAAUUCAUCCAUUUUAGUCGAGAAGGUUUGCUAUUAUUAUUAUUAUUAUUUUUUUUUUUGUAUGAAAGAGUAUUACAUGCAUUGCUCCAAGUACCGGUUUUGGUCAGAAAUGUUUGAUACUGUUUUAAUUUGUAUGUGUGAAUGAGUAUUACAUGGAAAUUUCCAUGGAACAUUUUGGCGAGAAGCUAUCAUAUUGAAAUCGUAAAAGUAUUACAUGGAAAUUUGCAUGUAACCGUUUAGAUUGUUUAAGAAUGAUUGAUACUGUUUGUAUAGGUGAAUGGGUAUGACAUAUAGAUAUUUCCAUGGAUAUUUCUACGAACCCGUUUUGAUUAAGAAUAUUUGAUACUGUUAUGUCCACGUGAAUAAGUAUCACAUGUACAUGGAAAAUUCCAUGGACCUGCUUUGGCCAAGAGUUUUUGAAACAAUUUUUUUAACGCGUAAAUGAGUGUCAUAUGAAAGUUUCCAUGUACCCGUAUAAUCUUUUCAAUAAUGAUUGAUGUUGUUUUGAAUUCGUGAAAGAAUGUAAUUUGUGGUAAUCCUAGUCAGCAUAAAUUAAUAUUUUGCCAUAUCUCUCCCGUGCCGGGAGAGAUAUGGGAUCGUGGUUUGUGAGUAGACUUCGUUAGUAGGGCAAGGCAUUCCACGGUCAGCCUUCACCGUGUUUAGUUCUUCGUUUUCGUUUUCGUACAAAUUUAGAGCUGUACUUACAUACUACCUUAAGUUACUGUGUAUAAAAUGUCAUUCAUAGGAUGCCCUAAAACCCCAAGGGUGGCACCGCUACCUUGGUUGAGGGUACACGUUCCCCUUCUUUUUCACCUGCUGAUUUUUAGGGGUUUUCGUGUCCGGCUUUUAUGCAUUUACUUUACUUCAAUCGUAAAAGACUUCUGCAAGCACAUCGAUUUGGCGUUAAAUAAACAGUGAUUUGGCCGGCCAACGCGCCCAGACAUCAACUCUUUGUGUGCCCGGUUGAGUAGUGGAGGCAAAAUGUGUUAAGUGGAAAUUUCCAUGGAUCUUUUUGGUGUGGCACUAUUAUGUUGAGAUCGCAAAUACUGCUAACAAGUUUUCUUUCAAAAAUUCAUCAACUUUUCAAUAGCGUAGUUAACCAUUUGAGAGAUACAUGUGCAGCUGUUAGUACAAGUUCUCAUGAUAUUAGUGUGUCGUUCACCACACUAACUGGAAAAGUAGACGCUACCAUCUCAUUUUUUUUCGCUGUUAGACAACAGGUUGACAGAAAACAAUAAAAAUGUUUUGAAAUAAACUGAAAUAAACAUAACUCAUGAUGGUCCAUUGAAUCAUUGAGAUAGUCGAUUGGGCCUUAAGUCUUAGUUCAUGGUCUGCCGAUUGGUGACUAUAACGUUUUUUUGCCUUAACCUAUCAAUUAUACCAUAGCAAAGUUUGACUUUUUUCCAGAUUUCUUGCUUCAGAAAAUCUGUACUUAAGAAAUUACGUGUUGUUUUUUACGUGAAAUGUUUCAGAAUCCUCACAGCCAUCCCAUGUGUUGAGCAUCCUAAUUUAUGCAGCCGCAAAAUUUGGUGCUAAGGAGUUCAUGGAAAUCAUCUACAAUUCCUCUGCUGGAGGACUGGUAUUUAAUUCUUACAAGGACAACGCAACUUUGCCAGAGUCUGUUGCGAGGGAUUUUGGUAACGAAGAGAUUGCAAAUUACCUUGAAGAAAUAACAAAGAGGUAAAGUUUUUUAAAGUGCAGUAGAAGAAGCGGUAACUACAAUGCAUCUGCCUUUCUUUGGUCUUUUUCAACUCGGUCUAUUAUUCGCAGCGUGGUCAGCUGAGAGGUUUCUUAGUUUCAAACUGCUAUUCACCUAUUUCUGCACCAUGAUCACCACGAUCAGUAAGUAAAAGCUCUAUGGAAAAAAAUGACAAAGAGGCAAAGAGUAGACACCUAAUGCUCAACUGCACCUUGCGCACAAGUGCAACAAUUGUUAACCCCGAGGUUGCUUUAUCAAAAUAGGUGCCAGAUAUCACAAUCCAAUUAUGGUAAUCAAACUCCUUAUUUUGUGAAAAAUCUCUACAGUAUUGAGUAUCUUUGAAGUCUCACUGUUGUAAGUAAAGGAAAAUGAUCGUUGACGUGAGCUCAUUGCGAUUUGCACCUUUUGUAUUGCUCCCUGAGCAGAUUCUCUCAAGAGAUCCAGAAUGGUAAACAGUUUAGUGAGACGGUGGAUUGGUCAGAGCUCGUGAAAGCUACUGAGGAAGCCCAAACGAAGAUGAGUAAGUAAAAGGGUAUACCAUUGAGUCCACCAAGUAAUAUUUGAUACUAAACUUGAAAUGACGCAAAAACUUUAUUACUUGAAGUUUCUUUUUUACAUCGUUCUUAAUUCAUUGACCACGUAUUUUUACCCCAAUUACAAACAGAUCAGGAUACUGACAAAAAACACGUCAUUCGGGUGGAGAGUGGCUAUUCGGCGGAUGUUGAGUCAUUAUCUAGUGCAUCAUCUAGUGCAUCAUCUGACCAGGAGCACUCUGAUUGUGAUGGUAACAUUCCAACCAUGUAUUACAAGACCGCUUAUUAAAAAGAAGUUUAACCAUUAUUUGGCAAACCACGUUCUAAUUAAAGUUUACGAUAGCCAAGCGUUCUAUCUAAACGUUGAUUUCUGUGAGCAGGUAUUUCUGUUUAAAUAACCGGGCUGUAACGUUUGGUAAUCUCAAAAAUUUAGAAAAAAUUCUUUAUACUGAAAUAAAGAAUACUUUGGCAAUUACCUUCGGAAAUUAACAACUUUAUAUGGACAAAUGUCUAAGCAUAUAGUUUGUUGAGUUUGAAGAGCCACAAGUAUUAUGGAAAAACAUUGAAGACAAUUUGUAAGUUACACCAUAAACUAAAUCAAUUGUAAAAGCUGUUGCAAAAUAAAAGAAAAAAACUUAUAAGGAUCCAAACAGUUAGUUAAACAGACUAGUUUCUAAUGUAAUUAUACUAUAUUUUUGAACAAUUUUUGAUCGGCUCUUUUUCAUCUUCCUCUCUAGUUCCUUCCUCAAUCGAUAACUUGGAAUGUGGUGAAGAUAAAAACGAGAAGGAAAAUGUCAUCUCAAUGGGAAGCAGUGGAGAAGCCUUUGCGUCAUUCACAGCAAAGUCAAGGCGAACUAAAGAUGGUUCUAGAGAUUCUGUUGUAGGCAAAAUUGACAAAGGUAUAUCCCAAUACAAUUGCCGUUUCUGCGGCGAUUAGAAAAAGAACUUGUUCUUCAUUAUAAUUAUAAAAGAGAUUAACAAUUUCCGAGUUCAAAGAGCUCCUCUGUAAAAUCCUAACGUGAACAUGAAUAUCUGUGCAUAACCUUUGAUUUAUCCUGCUAAGCAUUAUUGACAAACGUAUAAGCAUACAGUUUGUUGAGUUUGGAGAGCCAGAAGUAUUAUGUGAAAACAUCGAAGACAAUUUGAAAGUCCCAUCGUAGACUAAUUCCAUUGUAAAAGCUGUUGCAAAAAAAAAAAAAAAACUUAUAAGGAUCCAAACAGUUGGUUAAACAGACUAGUUUCUAAUGUAAUUAGACUAUAUCUUUUAUCAAUUUUUGAUGGAUUUUUUUUUUCAUCCUUCUCUCUGGUUCCUCCAUCAAUCGAUAACUUGGAAUGUGAAGAUGAAAUCGAGAAGGAAAGUGUCAUCUCAAAGGGAAGCAGUGGAGAAACCUUUACGUCAUUCACAGCAAUGUCAAGACGAACCAAAGGUAGCGCUAAAGGUUCCGUUGUAGGCAAGAUUGACGAAGGUACAUACCAGUAUAAUUGUCGUUUCAGUCCGCAGGGAGCAGAAAAAGAACUUGUUCUUCAUUAUGAUCAUAAAAGAGAUUUACAAUUUCCAAGUUCAAAGAGCUCCUCUGUAAAAUCCCAACGUGAACAUGAAUAUCUUUGCGUAAGCUUUAAUUAAUCCUACUACUUGUUACAUUAAACAGUGUAUAGGACGUAUUUUGCUUUGCUUCUGCCUUGAAGUCAUGCAUUGUGGUGAAUCGUAGCUGCUCUAACAAUGAUAUGGGUAAGUUGUUCCUAAAGACUCUUUUUUACAUUACAAUAGCCGACUCGGAUGUCAAUGCGUCAUGGGACUAUUUUGAGGUAAUUGUCGUGAGUGUGUUAUGUUCUGUUUGCUUAAAGCUAAAAAGCUGCAUUUUUUCCGAACAGUUUAAGUUAAAAAUUCAUAUUUCCUAAAAAAGAAAACUCAAAUGUGAAUUUUACUUAUUUAAGGGGACUUGAAAGUCGACCGACUUGUCGAGAUAUUUUGAGAAAGGCAUGUUAAAACAUCUGUAACCACUGAAGGAUCGUUAAAAAAUUUAAUGACGAGGCCUUUGUUCUUCAGCAGCUAUCUGGGUUUGAAGAGCAAAUGUUUCUUGUUGGACUUUUUGUUUAGACACAAACGACUGAUUUUUUUUGCAAUUUCUGACAUUAUUCAAACCGACAUUAUUCGACACAAACAAGUGUUUUCUACAUCUAUUUUAAGCGUUGUCUCUGGUCAAGAAUAAUAAGUCGUUGUAUUAUGUCCGAUUGGAAUGCUUUUCAGUGCCCCCUGUGGCUUGAAUUCGGAUGAUGAUUUGGUAGUAGAGAAGAUGUGUUGGUCUAGUAUCUGCUUCUAGAAAAAUGCGAGUAAUACACACGAAAAUGCAAUGCAAGGAAAUACCAACGAAAAUGCAAAUGCAAGAAAGACAAACAAAAUUGAAAAUGCAAACGCAAGAAAUAAAGCAUUUUCAUGUGCUUUCACUAGCGUUUGCGUUGGCUUUUCACACUUCUGAAACGUGGUAAUGCAAAGCAAAAUCAAUGCAAAAAACUAAGGUUCCAUCUCACCACUGCACAGUUCAAACAAGACGGCCUCGACGUCUUGUUUCACAAUAAAGCUUGCCCAGAAAUUUAAAGUAAAAGUAGAGACGAGUCUUGGUUAGAAAGCUGUGGCCAGAGAAGUAAGCAUUAAAGACGGUAUGCUGUACGUAAGAAUGAAAACAUAUACAGGAAAAACAUAGAUGCAAUAAAAAAAAAGCCUUGAACCAUUACAUAAAUAGUAUAAGCGAACGUUUUCUCCUUAGAAUUCUGUAAAGGAAAGCUACAAAGAUAAAACUUAGAGCAGUGAACUCUGCGAGAAAAAAACAUAAACUAUCUUUGGCAUUGGAAAAAUACUUCCUCCUCUCUUCCUCCUCAACGCUUACGUAUCUCACUUUCCUUUUGUUUGCGUUGGACGUGUGAACAUCGAUUGCAUUUGUAUUUGCGUUUCAUAUGCAUCGCACGAGUGAACCAGGCUUCACCUCUUACGAUCAAUUUUGCAGGAAACCAACAAACGUAGGCGACCAGUUUUUCCAUUGCGAGCAAAGCUAAUCAGAUAAUUUCAUCUGUAAAUCGAUCAGUGAUUAAAUGAACAACAUGGACAACAUGAACAAACUUCUUUCGCUUCUACUUUUUUUUUCAGACAAAAUACGACAUAUCAAACGCCAUUUUAAACCGAAGAAAUAGAUCGAUUACGUUCAUCCCCGAGAAUGGAAAAGAACCAAAUAGGAAACAAUCAGAAGAAGUCGCACAAAGUUUGUAUGAAAUUAGUCAUAAUUUUGAGCAACGUUUGGCGACCAACAAUAAACACUGGAUGCUAGGUUUCGCAGCAGUAGCAGCAGUAGCAGCCACAGCAAACGGAGCAGGAGGUGCAGCGGCUCUAGGUGCAGGAGCUUUCGCGCUUGGAGUUGUAAGCAUUGUUGAAGUUUUCAAAUCUCUCUACCAGGAAUACAGUAGGUCCGAAAGACCUAUGGAAACAGAUGACUGAAAGGAAUUUACAUCAUUGCCACCUCGCAGAACAAAAGCUGGGUGUCCCCCUCAUUGACAUUUUUGCAAGGAAACCAAAAUUCAAGGAAAAGCAACGCGAAUUCCUGGAAUAAAGGACAACUGGAAUUUAUGAUUGAAGACCUCAUUAAAAUCGAGAAAUCUGAGGAGGUGAACAUUCUUAAAGAGGCAAAUGAAAUCGACGAAUUGGCUUCAGUGUCAGGCAGUGAUCCAUGGAACUCGAAAUUCUGACUUCUGUUAGGGGAAAAUUUAGUGAAUUCCCGUGUGUUUUGGAACUUUUUUAUUCACUCGUUUUUUCAAAAUUUUAGUUCUCAUUUCGUACGAGCACUUUCAUUGUAAUGUUUUAAAAAGAUAAAAGCCCACAGUAAGAUCUUCCAACUACCAAUCAGUACAUAUCGCUCUGUUCUCGCCGCCUUUCAGUACUUUUGUGAUCUCGUUAAAGCGGACAUUGUUAAAUAAAUAUUCCUGGCAGCGACCUUUUGUGGUGAAUUAAUUCUCAGGGAAGUUACCAGCUGAACGUGCGUCCGUAAAUUAGUUCCCUUCAUUAGAUAAUUUUCCUCGUUGCCACUUUUUCAAACUGUAACAUCGUAUAGGUAAGCAGAAAUUUUUAAUUGACUUCUCACUUUUACUUGUUAAGAUAUGAUUUAAAGUUGUGAAUUCGAUCUCCGUUCUCUUAGUUGGAAUCGAUAACUUCAAAGAGACAUUUUCCGCUUCUUUUCUGAUACUAUUCAAAUAUUGUAGAUUUAGAGAACAAUAGAAGCAUGCUCUCGAUAGUACUUAAGGAAGUAUCUUGUAAAGUUUUACCGAUUACAUUGAUCACUGUAUAGCGAUUACAUAGUUGAGUGUGCUAGAGAUCAUAUCGGUUGUCAGCAUUAACUAGAAUAAAGUUGUUGUGGAACCAUCCUUGACGUCCGUAUCAAGUUCACUUGAAGCAGAUAUCCAUGUACCAAGAAAUCGUGAUGAGUU